Molecule: messenger RNA, 1144 nt
Organism: Aspergillus saccharolyticus JOP 1030-1
Lineage: Eukaryota; Fungi; Ascomycota; Eurotiomycetes; Eurotiales; Aspergillaceae
Product: RsfS/YbeB/iojap family protein
Exons: 1
Coding region: 125-1105 (326 amino acids)
Biological process (GO): mRNA stabilization; mitochondrial proton-transporting ATP synthase complex assembly; mitochondrial gene expression
Cellular component (GO): mitochondrion
Source: RefSeq, a predicted model, not a curated record
UUGAGAAUACACGACCAGCUUCCCGUCUUUAAUCUUCUCCGUUCUUGCUUCCACAUUCUCGUCAUUGCACUCGAGUCCGUUGUCGAAUUACUCUACACACCAAUCGACGGUCGUCACAACGCCCAUGAUGAACAGAGCUCUCCUCCGGAGAUCCUGGCUCCGACCAGGACUCCUCGGCGCACCACACGCUCCACUCAGCGCAACAACAGCAGCAGCAGCAGCAGUAGUACCGCGCUUCACACCCACCCACACCACAACUCGACCCUUCAUCUCUUAUCCGUCUCACCAAUCCGAACAACCCCCCUCCACCACCCCCACGCCACCCCCCGAAAUCGCCUUCCCCAAAGACCCUGAGCUCGCGACCACCGACCCAGAAACCACCACCACCACACCAGAAACCCAAGAACACAUCCCGUGGUACCUCCGAGACGCCCCCGACCAGCACCCAUCCGCGCCACGAGAACUCCUCCGCGAGCAAAUCCCGUCCCUCCCGCCCAACCCGCCCGCCUUACUGUCUGCACUCCUCGAAUACACCUUCAAGGACCUGGGUCUCGAUGAGCUGAAACUGUUGGAUUUGCGCGGCCUGGACACGCCCCCCGCGCUGGGCGCCAACGUGAUCAUGCUCGUCGGCACCGCGCGCAGCGUCAAGCAUCUGAAUGUCUCAGCGGAUCGCCUCUGUCGGUGGUUGCGAAGCACCUAUAAGCUCUCGCCGUUUGCGGAUGGGUUGCUAGGGCGGAACGAGCUGAAGAUCAAGUUACGGCGGAAGGCGAAGCGCGCGCGGCUGGCGAGUAAGUCCGGGACGAUUGUCGAUGAGAAGGAUGACGGGAUUACGACGGGGUGGAUUUGUGUGAAUGCGGGGAUCGUGGAGGAGGCGCCCCUGUCGGAAUUGAAGGCGGUUGAGGAGGCGGGGUUUGAGGUCGAGGGGUUCGGGCAUGAUGCGGGGUUGGGGACUAGAGUGGUGGUGCAGAUGUUUACGGAGGAGAAGAGGGCGGAGGUGGAUUUGGAGGGGCUGUGGGAGAAGAAUUUGGCCAGGGUGGAGAGGUUGCGUGUGAGGGAAGAGAAGGAGAGGGAGAGGGGGGUGGAUACUGGGGAGGAGUGGUUGUAAGUCAAAUAAGGGAACUGGUGUAUGAUUACGAAGUGUCAA